This is a messenger RNA of Iphiclides podalirius (scarce swallowtail), 453 nucleotides long. NCBI's taxonomy places the organism in Eukaryota, Metazoa, Arthropoda, Insecta, Lepidoptera, Papilionidae. The record is from the annotation of a GenBank genome assembly.
AUGUCGCGUAUUGGUUGUCGCGUGGUAGCCCUAGUGGCGAAUCGACGCGAGAAAAAGCGCAGUGCGUCGACCGACGGACGCUACGCCCUUGGACGGGGCACGUGUCCGGGCGAGCGAGGCACGCGCGACGUCACCCUAACGCGAUCCGCACUCACGACAGCUAAGGAAAUAGGGAGUAGACACAGUCUUAUCGAUACCAUGCGCAUCGCUAUGAAAUCGCCGCAAGCGGCGCAACGUCUGGUCUAUUUUAAGAGUUGGCGUCUAUCGUCCUCCCUUAAAAUAGACCAGGUAAACAAACUGUUGCUUAGGAGCAAUGUGCAGGGCACUCUAACAGAUCGCGGCGAGCAAAUACGAAACGCAAGCAUUCACCUCACGGAAGGAUCCGAGAGUACGUGUCGAGUUACGGCCUUCGGCGCCAAUUACGUGCGUUACUCGCCGGAUCUUGGGCGGAAC